This is a messenger RNA of Symbiodinium necroappetens, 2118 nucleotides long. Lineage: Eukaryota; Dinophyceae; Suessiales; Symbiodiniaceae. The record is from the annotation of a GenBank genome assembly.
AUGGCGCCACGCCGCGAGGACAAGAAACAGCAGGAAAAAAAGACAUGGUUACAGGAGUAUUACGACAAUCCUGGUUACGGCCCGCCUGGUGGGACGGUCUCAAACCUCACCGACCAAGAAAUGUGCGACCACGUCGAAAUGCUUGUCGAACAUCUUGAAGAUGAUGAUCUGAAGAAGCGGAUAAAAGCCGCCGAGGCCAUGUCUGCGUACAUUGCCGAUGAUACAUAUUUGCCGGAGAAGAUGCCGGUCCACCCGGCCCAGGUGUUGGCAACCUUGUUUCACAAAGCCAUCCCUGAUAGAUUAGCCUGCAUCAGUGCAGCCCGGUGCCUAAGUAUUAUGGGGAGAAAGGCCGCGUCUUACGCUUCUGGAGCGCUUACGAAAGUCUUACAGAACAGUGGCAGCGACCUGAGAUACGAAGCCCUGGUGGCUUUGGGAUACCUCGGGCCAGGGGCAGCUCCGGAGGCUGCGGCGGCUGUGGCAGGACGUGCCACGGACGACGACGAUGCGCGUUUACGUCGCCAGGCGCUGCAUACUUUGACCAUUUUUGGGCCAGAUGCUGCUCAUGUUUCGUCUGCAGCCAUUGCGAAGGCAUGCCACGAUGAGGACACAGACGUGCAAGUCGCAGCGAUCAAGUGCAUGACUGCAAUGGGUUCAGACAUUGAUUGCAGUGUUGCUGGUCCCUCGCUAGUCAAAGUUUUGAAUUCAGGAUCACAAGAGAUGAGGCGCUUUGCAAUGGAAACAGUUGCCGUGAUUGGUUCUGGACUCGCGAGCUACGUGAGUAAGCCAAUUGCGGAACACUUGCGCCCGCUUCCAGGGAGCGAUACGGAGCUUCGCUUGCUGGCGGUCAUCGCUUUGGAAGCAUUGGGUCCAGAAGUAGUCUAUGAGCAGGAAGUCCUGCUUGCCAGAGCUGUGAAAGAUCCAGAAAUCGAGGUUCGGGAACGGGCUUUUCUGACGCUGCGAGACGCAGGAUGCGUAAAAGGCAUGAUGGGUUCUAUGAUGCUGGAGGAGCGCAUUUUCUCGCCAGAGGUUCUUGCAGCCUCGAAAUUGGCUGCAGACGACAGCGAUUCUGGUUCGUCGGCAUCAUCUGACUCGGAUUCGAGUGCCGAACUGGAAAGUUUCGGAAGUGAAGCAGAAGAAGACGAGGAGAAUUAUCCUGAAGAUAGUCUUGGGCUGGCUGAAGAGUCACGCGAAUCACCCGCAUGUGAAGAUGUUUUUGUGGUUGAGUUAUGGGGCAGAGAGAAAGGACAUCGACGCCGAGGAGGCGGAGCGCCUCCGCAAGAGCCUUAUGCAGUGGUCCUGAGACCGGGCGACACGCCGGCCACGGCAGCGGCCUCCAAAGGGAAGUCGAAUUGUCUCACAGUUUCACACCGGCAUUUGUUUCCAGAAUGCCGCAGGUUCACCACACCCAUGGGACACACAUGCAUUUCAUGUGUGCUGCCAGUCUCCAUCGUGCUGGUCGCGGCGUCGGCACAGCAGGACUGCACAUACUUGAUCUGUCCAAGCGGACAUGCUCCGAAGCUUCGAGUGACUCCUCCACUGUGCAAAGGGCAGUGCAACGUUGCCGUCGACUUGUACACGUGCUGCGACCAACUCUGCAGCGACUUUAGCUGCCAGGGUGCAUCUGAGCUCAAGGCAAACUCUUCGGAGAUCGUCUGCCGCGGACAAUGCGACAAGUUGAGGGAUAGGUCGCGGUGUUGCGACAUGCUUCCAGCCCAAGAGGAGCGCCUGCAGCUGCUCCGGGCUUCGGUGGCCGGCAAGGCAAGCCAAGUGGAUCGCCUGGUGUCCAUGUCGGUUGACACGCGUCGGACCCUUCCUGGCGGUACGGGGGCGUUGCAUUUUGCUGCACUUCACGGACACACUCAAAACUUGAGGCGAUUGAUCGAUGGCCGAGGCGACGUGAAUGCGCUGGACGCCCUCGGCUGGGCCCCGCUGCACCUGGCGGCGGGCACAGGCCAGGCCCCGAUAGGUCGGAUCGCUGCCAUGAACUUGCUCAUCGACUCUCGGGCCAUUCCUGAUUUACGUUCCGGAGACGGUUUGGAACCUUUGGAUGUUGCCCGCCAAGCUGCGCAGCGCUUCCCUUGGCUUGCCCUGUGCUUCUCAUGCCACCUUGGGCCAUGA